GUCGAACGGGUAUAAAGGCAUCGAAAAAACAGAGAAGACACCAUUGUUGUGUAUUAAUCAAUUCCGUAUACACCUCGAAACGGUUAGAAUGAGAAUUUCGUCGAUACUGUUGUUGUCUUUGGUGGUCACCGUGUGUCUUUGUAAGGGAGCAGCUAUAGAGGAAGACAUAGAUAGUCAUAAAACAGUUGAAAAGGUAGAACCGUUCCCAGCCAAUGGUCAAUUAUCAGUUUUAAAUCAAAGAAAAAAGCGUGGAGUUGUUGAACCGAAAAGCUCAGUAGAACCGUUCCCAGCUAAUGGACAAUUAUCAGUUUUAUAUCCAAGAAAAAAGCGUGGAGUUUUUGAACCGAAAAGCUCAGUAGAACCGUUCCCAGCCAAUGGUCAAUUAUCAGUUUUACAUCAAAGAAAAAACCGUGGAGUUUUUGAACCGAAAAGCUCAGUAGAUCCCAUUCAAAACAAUCAUCAAUUGUCUUAAGAAUUAUAUGUAAGAAAAUGCCUGACAUUUGUA
This is a messenger RNA of Nezara viridula (southern green stink bug), 505 nucleotides long. The record is from the annotation of a GenBank genome assembly. Lineage: Eukaryota; Metazoa; Arthropoda; Insecta; Hemiptera; Pentatomidae.